Messenger RNA from Prunus armeniaca (apricot), 717 nucleotides. Lineage: Eukaryota; Viridiplantae; Streptophyta; Magnoliopsida; Rosales; Rosaceae. The record is from the annotation of a GenBank genome assembly.
AUGGGAGGAGGAACCAUGCGUAUUGACCUGCCCACCAUCCACAUCAAACAUUCUUCUUCUUCUUCUUCCAAGCUUCCAGUUUCAUCCCAAAAACUAGAGCUUGCAUAUGGAAAAGAAGACAAAAGAGCAAGUGGGUCUAAUCUGAGCUCUGUUUUUGGGCCUGUUCCUUCCCAAUUUGAAGUCCAAAAUGCAAUAACUGCUCUUCUCAAUUUUAUGCAGGGGAUAACUUCAUCUCAGCCAGAGUUUCAAUGGCUUCAGCAAAUAUUGGAUUGCUGUGUUACAAGAAAGUUGCUCACCUAUGGACAAAGAAGAGUUUAUGAGGCUUUCCAAUUGUUGCAGACGGAUCCUUGUGUUAAGAGACUGGUGGUCUCCCUUUCAUCUGAUAAAGCCCUAUGGGAAGCUGUUACCAACAAUGAGUUGGUCAAGAAGCUCCAAGAGCCUAUCUUCCCUGGGCUGCCUCAGAGUGAAAACGAGGAACCAGAAUUAUCUACACGAAUUAUGAGGUGGAUUAUGGAUGUUACAAAAGCAAAAAUUAUGGAACUUAUUGAGACAUUUCAAUCACUCGUGAAUGAGAUGUUUCUACCUCCAGAAACUCCUCCGAGUGAAAACCCUACGACAGACGACGAGGAUCAGUUCGAAGCAAAAGUUAGGUCUUCAUUGCUUCUCUCUGUUGUGAUUCUCUUAAUUGUGGUUGUUACUCGAUUCCACAAGGCCUGA